Molecule: messenger RNA, 855 nt
Organism: Saccharomyces mikatae IFO 1815
Lineage: Eukaryota; Fungi; Ascomycota; Saccharomycetes; Saccharomycetales; Saccharomycetaceae
Exons: 1
Coding region: 1-855 (284 amino acids)
Cellular component (GO): membrane
Molecular function (GO): palmitoyl-(protein) hydrolase activity
Source: RefSeq, a predicted model, not a curated record
AUGUUUUGGAAAGUCUCUAAGAUGUUCUUUGGUGGCUUGGUGGCACUAACAACAAUAUCGGUUGCAACCCUUUAUCGCUACCAAAACCGUUUAGUCUACCCAUCAUGGGCCCAAGGUGCGAGAAAUCAUGUUGAUACUCCUGAUUCUCGUGGAAUACCCUACGAAAGGCUAACUUUAAUUACGCAAGACCACGUAAAACUCGAAGCAUGGGACAUUAAGAAUGAAAACUCAACAAGUACUGUGUUGAUUCUAUGUCCUAAUGCUGGUAAUAUAGGGUACUUUAUACCAAUAAUUGACAUUUUCUAUCGCCAAUUUGGAAUGAGCGUCUUUAUUUAUUCGUAUCGUGGUUAUGGUAACUCGGAAGGUUCACCCAGCGAAGACGGUUUGAAAUUGGACGCCGACUCUGUUAUAUCAUAUUUAUCAACUGAUCCAUUCCAUGCAAAGAGGAAGUUGGUACUAUAUGGUAGAUCUUUAGGUGGCGCUAAUGCUCUUUACAUUGCUUCAAAAUUUAGGGAUUUGUGCGAUGGUGUAAUAUUGGAAAAUACAUUCUUAAGUAUUCGGAAGGUUAUUCCAUAUAUAUUUCCCCUUUUAAAACGAUUUACGCUUCUAUGUCACGAAAUCUGGAAUUCGGAAGGCCUUAUGGGAAGCUGUAGUUCAGAAACUCCAUUUUUGUUUUUAAGCGGAUUGAAAGAUGAGAUUGUUCCACCCCUUCACAUGAGGAAACUGUACGAGACAUGUCCUAGUGCCAAUAAAAAAAUUUUUGAAUUUCCACUUGGUUCACACAAUGACACCAUUAUUCAGGAUGGGUAUUGGGAUAUAAUAAGGGAGUUUUUAACAGAGAAAGGUCUUAUCUAA